AUGGGAAAAACGAAAAUAUGGAAAACGCAAAUAUGGGAACAACGCAAAUAUCGGAAGAACACAAUUAUGGGAAAAAUGCAAUUAUGGGAAGAACGCAAAUAUGGGAAAAACGCAAAUAUGGGAAAAACGCAAAAAUAUGGGAAAAACGCAAAUAUGGGAAAAACGCAAAUAUGGGAAAAACGCAAAUAUGGCAAAGACGCAAAUAUGGCAAAGACGCAAAUAUGGGAAAGACGCAAAUAUGGCAAAGACGCAAAUAUGUCAAAGACGCAAAUAUGGCAAAAACGCAAAUAUGGCAAAGACGCAAAUAUGGCAAAGACGCAAAUAUGGCAAAGACGCAAAUAUGGGAAAGACGCAAAUAUGGGGAAAACGCAAAUAUGGGAAAAUUGCAAAUAUGGGAAAAUUGCAAAUAUGGAAAAAUUGCAAAUAUGGGAAAAUCGCAAAUAUGGGAAAAACGCAAAUAUGGGAAAAACUCAAAUAUGGAAAAAACGCAAAUAUGGGAAAAACGCAAAUAUGGGAGAAAUUAAACUUGUGGAAAAACCCAAAUAUGGGAAAAACCAAAAUAUGGCAAAAUCGCAAAUAUGGCAAAAUCGCAAAUAUGGCAAAAACGCAAAUAUGGCAAAAAUGCAAAUAUGGCAAAAACGCAAAUAUGGCAAGGAAGCAAAUAUAGCAAAAAUGCGAAUAUGGUAA
Messenger RNA from Schistocerca cancellata (South American locust), 687 nucleotides. RefSeq lists its product as uncharacterized. NCBI's taxonomy places the organism in Eukaryota, Metazoa, Arthropoda, Insecta, Orthoptera, Acrididae. The record is from RefSeq and is a predicted model, not a curated record. Bases 1 to 687 code for a protein of 228 amino acids. The transcript is spliced from 2 exons.